GGGGUGCAGCUUGUUGGAUUGGGAGCACAGAGAACGAAGCUGGCUGUCACGUGCUGCGUAACCGCCGCGAAGGUGACAUGCGGUAUGAGGAGUUGAGCGGACGAAAGUAGUUAAUAAUGUGGGAAGCGCUUUUCUGUUGAAUAUAGUGGAAGAUUCGAGCGUUUUAAACGACGUCGAAAGAAGUUGCGGCUCGCGAAACGCGCGGUUGGAAGGGAAGCACGCGCUGGAGUAACCUCGUCAGUUGACUGAGACGGUGUAAAACCCACAGCGGACCUGUUACUAGAGGCGGUCAGACAGCCGCCCCAGGAGGAGAAAGUAAAAACGGGUCAUUUUGUACUGGUGCUGACCAGGACAGAAAGAAAACCACGAACAAGUUAUGGUUACCACAAAGGGAACCGAUCUGAACCCCAACGCCAAAGUUUGGCAGGAGGUUCCUGCCCAACAGGAUGACAUCCCAGGAGGAACAGAGGAUUCCCCUUGGCUGCAGACCUAUUCGCCUCCUACCGAGAUGACGGAUGGGUAUAUAGAUGUUCCUUCUCCAGAUACCAAAGGAGACUACUGCGACUAUCUGGAUAGCCCUAAUGAUUAUGUCCAUGUACCUCCAUGUACCGUGCAUGAAUUGGACCAGCCAGACUUGGGAUAUUUAACCUUUGACCCACAAGGCGAUUCUGCUACUGAUACUGAAGUAUGUCCAAAACAAGAGGUGACUGAAAAGAACUUGCGAGACUCUUUGAAGAAAGUGCUGGAGUUCUGCUUUUCUAGAGAGAACCUUUCUAAGGAUUUGUACCUGAUCUCUCAGAUGGACAGUGAUCAGUUUGUUCCCAUUUGGACCAUUGCAUGUAUGGAGGAUGUCAAAGCUCUCACCACUGAUUUGGACCUAAUUCUGGAUGUACUAAGAGCUUCUCCACUGGUGCAAGUCGAUGAGGAUGGUAAGAAGGUUCGGCCUAACCACAGUCGCUGUAUCAUUAUUUUAAGAGAAGUGCCAGAAACGACCCCAGUUGAGGAAGUAGAAUCCCUUUUUAAGAGUGAAAAUUGUCCAAAAGCGUUAAGUGUCGAGUUUGCUCACAACAGCAACUGGUACAUAACGUUUCAAUCAGAUAUGGAUGCACUACAGGCAUACAAAUACCUAAGAGAAGAUGUGAAAAUAUUCCAAGGGAAACCAAUCAUGGCUCGCAUUAAAGCCAUUAACACAUUCUUUGGAAAGAAUGGCUUCUGCAGCGUGAAUUCAGGUGUGUACCAACAGCCUGCCCAGCCGCAGGGCCAGUACACCUCUCCAGUGUAUAUGCAACAGGUGUACAACCCCCAGCAGCAGUACCCUGUUUAUCCUGUGGUGUCUUCAACAUGGAACCCCACUGUCGUCCCUCACUUUGAAACUCCACUGGCACCCUUUCCUAAUGGUGGAUUCAUGAAUGGUUAUAGCAAUCCCUGGAGCUAUAAAACAAACUCGAGUGCAAUUAGUGGGCAUCAUCCUUUAGGAAGGAACAGAAAUCAUGUAAAAUGUCAUCCUAGAUGUGGAGAUGUCACUCCUCCUAAUAUGGCUCCAGAUACCGUGACAGAUAGAAUCUGUAGUCCCUUGAGCCCGCAGGAUCUCCGAGCAUCAAAAACACUGUCUGACAGCAGAACACAGUCAGUGUCUCUGUCCUCCUUUGACCCUAAAGACACUUCGUCACUGGCCGUCAUAUCAAGUAGAGAUCUGAGCCGGCCUGGACGAGAUCGGAGAAGCAAUCAUAGAGGAAUGAGAAGGAAAAGAGAAGAUGAGCAUACCUUGAAACCUGACCCUGUGGCAGAGGCCAAGCCAACUCCUAACUUUGACCUGGCAGCUACCAGUUUUCCUCCCUUGCCAGGAUCUCUGGUCACUGUGCAAGGAGACACUUUGACAGAGGUGCGCCUUUCUGAUGUUGUCCGAGGCAUCAAGGUUCCAACCAAGACUGGGAACCACGAGGACCUGACACAAAAUACAAAAGCUGUAGAAAGCCCUGUUAUCAAGCAAGAUGCUGACAGUGUAGCUUCUAAACCUGCUCUUGUUAAAACAGAAACGGCAGCUGUACCAGCAUCAAGUGCUACUCCACCAGCAACAAAAGAGGAUCAAACUGAACAGUUCAAAGCAGAGGAAAAGAUCUCUCCAUCCACACAACCUGUUUCUACAGCAGCUUCAGAACCGGCUCCUACUGUGUCUGCUCAGGCUGUUCCUGCAGACAAAAACAUUCUCUCAGCUCCAGAAUCUGAACAGGGUCAAAGAAAGCUCAGCUAUGCAGAGGUGUGCCAAAGACCAGCCAGAGACCCACUACCAGUGCAGCCACGGUCUGCCUCCCCUCCUGCUUCUUCAGACAGCCAGCCACUGCAAGAGCUCAUGGUGAACAGAGUCGAGGCGCCUCGUCUCAACUCUUGGCAUGCUCCAGAGAAAGCUGGAGAUAAACGGCCUCCUCGGCAACAUUUACAUAACUUCAGGGGGGCGCCUGGUCAUGCCAGAGCGAGAGGUUCAGGGUUGAAGACACGGGAGCAUCAAAGGGACAAAUGGUUUUCCACGCCGCGGGGAGGCAAACGCGGUGGAAAGGAGCAAAACAUUCCCCCCAAUUCACCAAAAUAAUUUAAAAUGAAACUUAAGACCAUAACUAGAACUGAAAGAGUAACUAUAUAUAUAUUUAUAUAUAUGUAAAUAUGUACAUAGACAGAUGAAUAUGGAUAUUUCUUUUGACUUGGUCAAAGAGUCUUUUAUGUUGCAGACACCUAUUGUGUAGAACAUAAACGUCAAGUAAUAUCAAGCUUUUCUGAGAGUAAAUGUAUAUUUGUAAUAAUGUAGCUUUACUCCACUAACAGUGAAACAAAGACAUCAUCAGCAGGUGUCAGCUGUUCUGUCUUGGGAGUUUUAUUUGGGUUUAUUUGUGAUGAAGGCAGGAGUUCCUCCCUUGAAGUUUUCUCAGCUGAAGAAACUUUUUAGGCCAAGAAAGCUUUGAGAGGGAGCAAUGAAACGGGCAGUACUGCUCUUUAAAACUUUUAGCACCAGAGUGUCCUAAAGUCUGGUCUUGGACUUUGAAAUUGUGUCUCCACUUUGACAUUCAGCGACUAAAUGUCAUAUUUCACCUUGCUAAGUAAUUUAACUUGGAUUUGUACAAAUGCUUUAAUAAAUGGAACAAAGGAGAUAGAAAGGCUUUUUGUAGAGCAAUUUAAAUGGUUUGAGAAUUAGAAAAAAGUCACAAUUGUGCAUCUUAAGCAUUUUUUGUUAAUUGAAUUUUGUGUUAAUGUUAAAUAAUCUUGUGAAAGAUGUUUAGUUCUUGAUCAAGGGAUAGUUAUUACUUUUGUAAAAGCUUAAAAUGAUUGGAAGUAGUUGCUGGAAUUUGAAUCUUGGUGUACAAAUAAUGCUAGUAAUUGCUUUGGAAAUGUUUUUUUGAGUAACUUUGCAACAG
Messenger RNA from Nematolebias whitei (Rio pearlfish), 3404 nucleotides. It is a transcript of the gene larp4ab, whose product is annotated as La ribonucleoprotein 4Ab. Gene Ontology annotation, biological process: positive regulation of translation. Gene Ontology annotation, molecular function: mRNA 3'-UTR binding. The record is from RefSeq and is a predicted model, not a curated record. Gene Ontology annotation, cellular component: cytosol; cytoplasmic stress granule. Lineage: Eukaryota; Metazoa; Chordata; Actinopteri; Cyprinodontiformes; Rivulidae. The transcript has 15 exons. Bases 377 to 2587 code for a protein of 736 amino acids.